Molecule: messenger RNA, 612 nt
Organism: Brassicogethes aeneus
Lineage: Eukaryota; Metazoa; Arthropoda; Insecta; Coleoptera; Nitidulidae
Source: the annotation of a GenBank genome assembly
UAUCUUAAAAAUAUGUUUUAUUAACAAUAUGCAAAAUUUAUUUUGAAUUUAAAGUUGUCUACAAGAUAACAAAAAUUAAAAUUACAAAAGACAUUAUAUUUCUUCUACUACAUUAUAAUGUUGUGUGUUUUCCUCGUUUUAAUUUCCUUAGUUUGUAAAACGAAUGGACAAUUCUUUGCAGUGUGUCGGGGUGUGUACAACACUUGUCCGUCGAUAGAUGGCGCUUACCCCGUGUACAUCCCCCUCCCGAACUGCAAUCAGUACUGCGAAUGUUCCUGGGGCACCCCGUAUUUGUACAACUGCCCCAGCGGGCUCUAUUUCGACUCGACUUACAACGUAUGCGAUUUACCGGAAAACGUAGAGUGCGGGGUGCCGGCGAAAAAAACUCCAACGCCCACUUCCUCUUCGAUUUGCUUCGACUACGGCAGCUGUCCAGCGUACGAUGGACAGGGAUCGGUGUAUUACGCGUUGCCGGACUGCACGAAAUUCUGCCAGUGUUCUAAUGGUGCGCCGUUUUUGUUUUCUUGCCCCGCUGGGCUGCAUUUCAAUGAGAAUUUUAAUGUGUGUGAUUGGCCUGUUGAUGCCGAUUGUGCUUAAUAAAUAAAUGUUAUA